Messenger RNA from Annulohypoxylon truncatum, 1507 nucleotides. Its product is annotated as S-adenosyl-L-methionine-dependent methyltransferase. The transcript is spliced from 6 exons. The record is from RefSeq and is a predicted model, not a curated record. The coding region runs from base 168 to 1331 and encodes 387 amino acids. Gene Ontology annotation, molecular function: methyltransferase activity. NCBI's taxonomy places the organism in Eukaryota, Fungi, Ascomycota, Sordariomycetes, Xylariales, Hypoxylaceae.
CUCGUCUCCGCGGCGCCCCUAUCCUCGUUCUGGUUCGAUUGAUUGGCCCGGCGCUUGGCAAAUAGACCGCUGCUGGCCCCAUACCCUUCUUUUCAUCUGUGUCACUCCGCGGUGCUGUCGGAUUUUUCGUAGGAUUCCCGAACUCCAAUUCGGAAACCACGAUAGAAAUGGCAGAGACGACAGCGAAAGCGAGAUCGCUGUCUCCGGGAGCGACAACGUCAGCAGCGGCAGCCGGACCGUCGACAGCAGCAGCAGCGACGACAUCACCUAAAUCGCCAGCCUCGCCGAAGAGUCACUCGUCGGGAGCAGAAGUGACGGGCGAAGUGGUUGGAACCGAGCAGACCAUCCAAGCUGCCGAUAAUCUGGACGAAGAUGACGAUGAUGCAGGGUCGGCGCUGGGUAGUGAGAUACAAUCCUCGACCGGUUCGUUAACCGAGAGUAUCUAUAACUACCGCGUGCUACACGGCAGGACGUUCAAUGCGCCCAAGACGACCGAAUACUGGGCGCCGAACGACGAACAGCAGAAUGAGGGUCUGGAUCUGCUGCAUAACUGCCUCCUGAUGGCCUUGGGCGAUAAACUGUUCCUCGCGCCAAUUGACGAUAACCCGCAAAGAGUGCUCGAUCUCGGCACGGGAACUGGAAUAUGGGCGAUUGACUUUGCCGACAUGUACCCCGGGGCGGAAGUAGUAGGGACAGAUAUCAGCCCAAUACAACCGGUUUGGACACCACCUAACGUUAAAUUCGAGAUCGACGACUGUCUUCUCGAGUGGACAUGGCCUGAAAAUCACUUCGACUUCAUCCACAUUAGAGCGUUAUACGGCAGCAUUCCCGACUGGGGCGAGCUUUACGGCAAGGCCUUCAAACACAUCAAGCCCGGCGGCUGGCUUCAAGACCUAGAGAUGGACGUGCGCAUACAGACCGACCACGUUCACAUCACAGACGAUCAUAUCUUCGAGGAAUGGUCGCGCGGGUUCAUUGAGGCGGGCGACAAGAAUGGGCGUACGUUCGGUAUUAGUCGCGACCAUAUGAUGCGGGACACCAUGAUUGCAGCCGGAUUCGUCGACGUCACGGAGGUUAAGCUCAAGGUGCCGUGCCACGGGUGGCCGCGCGACCCCAAGCUACAGCAGGCCGGCCUGCUAUUGUACGCUAUGCUCGACCAGAGCGUCGAGGGUUUCUGCUUGUACCUGUUUACCAAGGUACUGGGCUGGUCUGUGGAGGAGGUUCUCGUGUUCGUGGCUAGGUUCCGCAACGAGAUGAAGAAGAAGAGUAACUGUGGUUGGAUUCUCACGACUGUGGUAUAUGGUCGCAAGCCCGAGAUAGGGGAAACGUAAUGUUGAUAUCCUAACUGCAAUAUGCAUCGCAUCAGGUUAGCAAUCGAGCAAGGCGCACAUAGUCAAGUUAUCGAAACGAGCCUUUCGUUUAUACGUUCAUACGUUUAUACGUUUAUAUAUUUUAUCAUACUAAAGCAUAGCAUUCGCUAAUGACUGGGGAUUGGCAUGAAGUCGAU